Messenger RNA from Apis cerana (Asiatic honeybee), 786 nucleotides. RefSeq lists its product as uncharacterized. Lineage: Eukaryota; Metazoa; Arthropoda; Insecta; Hymenoptera; Apidae. The record is from RefSeq and is a predicted model, not a curated record.
UCGGCAGGAGACGUCGUCACACCUCGCUCAUCCUCCGCAUCGUCAAGACGUUCAUUGCUCACGCUACCACGCCACGGGCAUCGUUUUUUCUUAUCAAAAAUUAACCAUAAGUCCUUUUCACAUUCUUGAUUGUUUCUCGAUCGAUCGUUUGUCGGGUAUCAGCCUCAAAUUUCGAACGAAAUAUUUGAAAUCUAAACUUGAUAUUUCGUGUUAUUCUACAAUUCAACCAAAUUCAAAGGAGUUUCUCAACGACAUACGCGUAUAAUAUCAUCGAUAUUUGCGAUUAUUAAACCAGAUAUCGAUGCUAUCGAUCAAUAUGCGAAUCUUCAAAACGGUGUUGCUACUCGCCGCGUUCUGUUCUAACAGAGUUGCGCAGUGUUUACCGAUUGCGAACGAAACAUCGAUUGUGGAAUCAUCGAAUCCGACAACAUCGACUCCCUUCAAUUCUACAAUCGAUUAUUACGAUCAGCGACAAAACGGAUCUGAGAAUUAUCGUGUUCACGUGGAUGGCGUGAUGCUCGUCAUUGCUCCUGUUGAGACACUCCUUCUAGCAGGUGCUGCUGACAAUAAUAAACCUAGUUUGCCGGCAAUUGAUUCUUCAAAACCACCAUCGAGUAAACCGGAAAUCAAUCUUAAACUGUCACCAAUGUCCAAGUCAGCACAAAGGACUGGCUUACGCUUGGCGAAUUUAUUGGUUCCUCUGUUGCGUCGUAUUCGCCAUGAAUGAAGAAUUCAAACUUUUAUACGAAACACAAAAUAUUUACGUAAAACUUAAUUGCUCCAUUA